GCCAAAAGCAAAUAUAAUACAGCUCAUGGUCAUGAUCUAGAUCUUGGUCUUCUACUUGAACAAGAACUCUUUCGCACUGGUUAGAGUAGUGGGGGCUUUUGUAGAUAAACAAAAAUGCUUCAAAAUGCUUCCACCACGUCUCGAAAUUCCGACUUUGAACCGUUUGAGAUUAUCGCUCGUAUCAUGUUGGGCUUCCGUACAAGCUUUACCUUUAUGACCCAUUUUCUUUAUAUUUAUAGGUAGACGUAGAAAGCUCUUUACGUCGAGGUCGAGCUAUGAGGUAUGAGAACGAUAAUAAAUGAAGCUGCGCUCCUGUCUUGUUGACCGUGAUGUCCGACGACCGACGGAAAGGCAAAGUAGAAAUCGGAGCGAGAGUGAGUGUGUGCACCUGAUAAAACGAAAACAAACACCAGUGCAGAAUGAAAUUACACAUUAAGUGUGGUGGUCGCUGACUCUGUCAUGAUGAACGUGCAUGCUCUAACUACUAGAAUCAGAAGAACAGGAGCAUGCUCCGCAGGGUUUCCAUCGCGUUCCGGGUCAGUAUGGUUGUCAUUUGUAUUUGAUAGACUACGAUAGCAUCGAGAACCAGGUCAAUAAUUGGAAAAGGUUGAGAGGUUCAGCCGUGGGUAGCAGGACCAGGAUAACAAGAAUAACAAAAUGAGUCCGAUUCCUGAAUAAAGCAGGGGGCUCCCUGGCUACGAUGCCGAGCGUGAAACGAUCACCCAUACUUAGAAUGAAUCAUAUAGUUGACGUCCACUCGCAAUAUUUUACGUUUUUCUGUUAUUUUGCGUUCUACUCACUUUGAAUCAUGUUAGUUUAUCAUGUCUUAGUCUUACUAAUGUCAGAAGCAGAACCUGAAGCAUGGCGGUAGCGAAAAUUUCAAUCUCCACGCCUCCGGACUUUCACCUCAGUAAUUCCAAUCCCGAUCCAUCUGUGUAGUUACUAGCUGUUCAUCAUCUUUUUCUUUCGGCUGGCAGUUUUAGCGGAACCAGAAAACAAUUCAAAAAUUUCUCCAGCCGCACCUAGGCUUAGCAGUGACAGUGUGUUGAGAGCUGAGAGCACGCACUCACCAGACCGAAAAAUCUGAACCACCAAAGCAACCCAAAAACAAGAUGGGAGUCGCAGUCCGGUCUCUCGCCGCGUCGACGAUUUUUACGAAAGUGGACAACUCAUUUCUCCCUAGUUCUCAUUCACGAGCACAAAAUCUCAUUUUGCACCAAAAGUUCGUAGUGUCAAUGGAAGAGCAAGGCCAAUUACGAGUGCCAGAUACAAUCUGCACAAAGUGUGCUGUGUACUCUUGUCGCGGCAGUAUAAAUUUGAAUCGAGGGUCGCGGGGAGGGGGGUUGUCCACUUACUUUGAUAUUGUUCGCGACGCAGCUCGCGUCUAGUGGCGUCUCUGGAUACACCCUUUAUCCUGAGGAAAUUUUGAGGUCAUCGAUUAAAACAUGGUUAUGAUGAAGAGAGAUGACUUCUACUGCUACUCGUACUCGUUGCUCCGUACCAAGAAAAGAUUUGCAUGAUUAGCAGCUCGGGCCCGGCGGGGCGGAAGAUGAUGAUGAUGAAGAUGAAAUACUCGCGACAUAUUUCGCUGCGCUGACCCUUCUAGACUUCUCUAUUGCGUUCGAAGCUGCUUGCCCCAGCGGUGCAAAGGUUUUUUCAAAAGGUGCAGUCGAGCCUUGGUGUGCGUGAAAAAUGCAAUUGCUCAGUAAUGAGGACGCGCGAAAUAUUAUACAUGUUGCCAGUCUUGAACUUUACUAGUGAUAGUGUGUGCAGCCGCAGCACCGUAGUACUGCGCAUCACUUAUAUGGAACGUGGAAAAAAGAAAAUCUUGUUGCUAGCUGCCUGGUCUGAUGAUCCCUCUUAUUCCAAAGGGAUAGCGGGGGAAAAAUUUUCGCGAAGCGCAAGGGCGAACCGGCGCUGAAGAAGCUGAAAGACGCAGCAAAGAAGCAGGAGAACAAGAAGUCGGCGGCGGACCCCAAGGCUCCGGCGUCGGCCAAGCCGUCGAUGAUGAUGGAGAAAAAAGCGAAAACUACUACGGCGGCCAAGUCUGCCGCCGGGCUCAUGGCGAAGAGCAAGCUGGUAAGUACGAAAAAGGCGUCCAUGGGUGUCGACUGCACGAUGAAGGGCCCCGAUGCGGGCGUUGAAGUCACCGACACCGCGGACGUGCAGUGGAUCUGCACUGAGAUGACCAAAACGGAGACUGGUACUACUAACGAGUUGCCGUUUCGAGGGCUCUUGAACUACAAAAAGAACCUCGCGACACCCCGAAAUGCUAUCAAGCUGCACACGCUGGCGGACGGCGAGGAAGCGGGAAACGCGAGCACGCCGGUCGUGAACUACAGGUUCGUCGAGUGCAAGGAGCCGGAUAUCGACAUCAUGUCCUGCACCGUGGGACAGAUCUGCGAUGCGUGCCAGAAAGCCACGGACAAGUGCCCGGACACGCCGACGACGGAAGAGCAGAUGGGCCCCGACGCGUCAGGUGAAGGCGGAUUGCUCAAGUGCACGUAGAUGGCACUACACUGGUACUAACCAUCACUAUCCGCGAUGCGGUUGUCAGCAGAAAGAAUUUAUUCACGGUUACCAAUUUAAUUACGAUGUCAGUCUGUAGCGGACAGUUCUUGUGCUUUGCGUCUACGUCUACUCUCCACCUUGAAGGGAGAAAUUCAAACAAACGCCAAGAGCGAUUCUGUAUUGCAGAAAAACAGCUCAUCGUAUUAUAUGUUGAUCGACCUGUGCCCAAAACAACUUUCUGCAUGAAAGUUUGAUUGCUGUCUGAUUGUACAAGGAAGCAAACGAAGCCAUGAAAAAUAUUGAAAUAUAACGGAGGUACUUACGACAAGCGUACGACGAGCUUCGUCUUCUCAGCGGAGUCCGAUACGAAAAGAAACAAGUCAACUGAUUGAUCUGCCAGCGACCACCAGAACACGUCUGGUCUGCUCCACCCCUUCUUCUACGUGUUGGCACUACAACUCACAAAAAGAUAUUGAUUUCGUCAACUCGAAGUGUCAUAGAGAUGCAGUAUAGCAAGAUGUCGAAUCAAUUCAUCAACUCCUUCAGCAGCCAGUAUCAGCAACAUUUUUUUCAAAACCAAAUCCCCUCUUGGCGAUAUGUCCAUCAAAUGGACCAUAGAUAUAGCUGUAAUUUCUAACUACAGCAUCGAUGAUGAUCAUCAUAAUCUUCAGACGAAGUAUCUGUAUCUCUAGCACGAGAAAAAAUGUAAUCCUGCGAAACGAAUAAAACGCACAACAUGGAAAUAUAAAAAUCCUAAACCAGG
Amoebophrya sp. A120 is the source of this 3274-nucleotide messenger RNA. The record is from the annotation of a GenBank genome assembly. NCBI's taxonomy places the organism in Eukaryota, Dinophyceae, Syndiniales, Amoebophryaceae.